AUGAAUAAAGUACACUCUGCUCUACAAAAUAUUCAAGAUAAGUUUCCAAAGGCAUGGUUAAAGAAACCAAAUGAAAUCGAUAUCCUUCAAGAUCUGUUUGAUGAUUUUGCAAAGCUUGGUGUGUGGUCUCACGAGAAGCCUGAGCAUCAUGCACUGAAUCGUAAGCUCACUCCAUUCUCCAACUACAUAUGGCCGCACCUCAAUAAAGAGGAUUUGGUGUUGGCUGCUGAAUUCAACAAUCUAUCGAUGCUCUUUGACGAAUGCAUUGAGAGUGUCGAUAUGGAGAUGGCCAAGACUAUAACAGAGAGAUUCACCAACAUCUUUUACAUGGAGAAACUAGAAGAUAAUCACAACGCUCUUGAGAAUCUAGCUUUUGUAGUUUGUAAACGAAUCAGAGAUAGAGCUGGAACCAGAAUCGAUCUAUUCAAUCUGUUAAAGGGUUCAGUUAUUGAUUAUUUUGAUUCGAUCAUUCCAUUUAAGAAUAUAAAGAAUUUAGAAGGAGAACCAGAAAUGGAAUUAUUCUAUUUCCUGCGUAGAAAUAAUAUUGGUUUGAUAGCAGUUGCCAAUAUGACCCUUUUAUUGACUGUUCGUAAUUUGAAUAUCGCUAUAUUCUUGGAUCCAAUAUGGGUGAAGCUGUUGGAAUCGAUCAGUAUCAUUUGUUCGCUGUACAACGAUUUGUUCUCCUAUGAGAAAGAAGUCAAAGAGAAAGAUAUAAAGAUGAAUUCAUUCCACUUUCUUCAGAGACUCGUCAUUGAAACCUAUAUUCAAACAUUCAACGAUCAAGACAAACAAGAGAUCAAUGAAAUCUUCGACCAUCUACACGAUAUUCUCAAUGCACUUCUCACUUGGCCGCUACAAUCAGAGAGAUAUCAAUCACCCGAUUCAAUCUUUAAAGAACUAAGAAAGGAACCAACCAACAAUCAUUCUGAAUAA
This is a messenger RNA of Heterostelium album PN500, 933 nucleotides long. RefSeq lists its product as uncharacterized. The record is from RefSeq and is a predicted model, not a curated record. The coding region runs from base 1 to 933 and encodes 310 amino acids. NCBI's taxonomy places the organism in Eukaryota, Evosea, Eumycetozoa, Acytosteliales, Acytosteliaceae. The transcript is spliced from 4 exons. Gene Ontology annotation, molecular function: terpene synthase activity.